GCUACCACGGCGACGGCCGGACACUCUUCGCGCGGCUCUGCCGGGCCCUGCCAGAGCUCCCGAAACUUCGAGUGCUCGACCUCGAGCUCGACGGGCACGGCAGCAUUGACAAGGCCCGAGUCCUGGCCGCGGGCCUCGGCCAACAAAAGGAACUGGAGCGGCUGAAGUUGAGUCUGUAUCGCAACUCCCUGGGCCCGGGCCUCAGCUGCGCUCCGCGUUCUCUUUUUGACUUCCAGCUUGUUGGCGGCCGCCCCCCACUUGGGGUUGGGCCUGCAAGCCGACCCCAUCCAUGUAUCCAUCUCCGUUCUUAUCAGCUUCUGGGUAUUCAGUAG
Molecule: messenger RNA, 332 nt
Organism: Symbiodinium necroappetens
Lineage: Eukaryota; Dinophyceae; Suessiales; Symbiodiniaceae
Source: the annotation of a GenBank genome assembly